AUGAUCGCCUCUAUUUUCCUGACUUCUCUUAUCGCUGCUGGUGGCGCUUAUGCUGCCGUGGCAGAAGGUUCUUGGGGCGUUCGUGCCGACUUCUCCCGCUGUGAUGGGUCCACCCCCUUAGAAGCUGUCCUUGAGGGCGCAGCCGGCCAAUCCUCGCCAUCCGCCAACAUCACCGACUUCAAGAUCUCGUCACCUUUCGACGGCAGGCUGAUCAUCAAGGUCGCCGGAGCAGCCGGAUACGGCUCACCCUACCCGCCACAGCAGGUCGGUGUUGAGGUGUUUGCCGCAGCGACAGCAGGAGAUCCUGGCGCCUGGGCCAACGCUACAGUAACUCCCGGAACUGGGCAGCCAGCUUCCGUUGCGCAGAUUCUCUGGAACACGCGCAAUGACGUAACUGUCGCGCCAGCUGAGAACGAGGAGGUUUCGCUUGAGACGAUAUUUAACGGAGGCAGCUUGGUGGUCUACUACUGCGGCAUCCCAGAGGCUGGCGGACCUAUCGCAUAG
Messenger RNA from Colletotrichum karsti, 504 nucleotides. RefSeq lists its product as uncharacterized. The transcript is spliced from 3 exons. The record is from RefSeq and is a predicted model, not a curated record. The coding region runs from base 1 to 504 and encodes 167 amino acids. Lineage: Eukaryota; Fungi; Ascomycota; Sordariomycetes; Glomerellales; Glomerellaceae.